Messenger RNA from Hippocampus comes (tiger tail seahorse), 666 nucleotides. RefSeq names its product mitochondrial-processing peptidase subunit beta-like. Lineage: Eukaryota; Metazoa; Chordata; Actinopteri; Syngnathiformes; Syngnathidae. The coding region runs from base 108 to 365 and encodes 85 amino acids. The transcript has 4 exons. The record is from RefSeq and is a predicted model, not a curated record.
UGGGCCCUGCGCGCAAUGGUCACAUGAGGCCUGCACACAAAAGGGGCUUGAAGGAGAGGUCCAUCGGUGCAAGCAGCAAGCAGCAAACAGCACACAACUGUUGAUUUAUGCACACCAUUGCUGGAAAUUUCUCAAGAGGCUCCACCCCAAUCUGUGAGGCCAUCGGCAGACAGAUGUUGUGCUGCAGUCGCAGGAUCCCUUUGCACGAGCUUGAGACCCGAAUCGAUGUCAUCGAUGCAGCCACCAUCAAGGUGUGCACCAAAUAUUUCUUCGACAAAGCUCCUGCCAGAGCAGCCAUUGGUCCAAUCGAGCAGCUUCCUGACGACACCCAAAUCUGCAGCGGAAUGUUCUGGAUGAGGAGAUAAGUAAAGUCACACUCUCUGUUUUCAAAUCCCCUUGUCCUUGCAAGGGUCGCAGGGUGUGCUGGAGCCUCCCCCGGCUGUCUUCGGGCCGUCGGCAGAGGGGAGGGGGCACCUUCAACCGGCUGACAGCCAAUCAAGAAACAACCAUUUCCACCAGAGGUUAAUUGCCCCACGGUGCAAAUGGUUGUUUCUUAAUUGGCUGUCAGUCGGUUGAGGGUGCCCCCUCCCCUCUGCCGAUGGCCGGAAGACAGCCGGGGGAGGCUCCAGCACACCCCCUCGACCCCGACCCUUGCGAGGACAAGGG